Bicyclus anynana (squinting bush brown) is the source of this 3181-nucleotide messenger RNA. It is a transcript of the gene Skeletor, whose product is annotated as protein Skeletor, isoforms B/C. NCBI's taxonomy places the organism in Eukaryota, Metazoa, Arthropoda, Insecta, Lepidoptera, Nymphalidae. The record is from RefSeq and is a predicted model, not a curated record. Bases 110 to 1861 code for a protein of 583 amino acids. The transcript is spliced from 7 exons.
AGCAUCAGCGAGCAGCGAGCAGCGAGCAGCGCCAGUGCUCAGUGUACCGCGAGGCGCAGCCGCGAGCGCGCGCUGAUCUUGUGCUGCUGUACUGUGACUGUGACUCGCCAUGCUGAUGCUGUUAGCGGCGUGCGCGCUGCUCGCCCGAGGCUGCGCGGCGGGCUACGCGGGCAAGGAGCUGGGCGCGCUGUCCGAGCUGCACCACGGCGUGCGCGGGCGCGCCUUCGCCGUGGACUCGCGCACGCUGUUCCUGCAGCACUUCCACUACGACGGCGAGGGCCCCGCGGCGUACUUCUACGUGGGCACGUCCAAGACUCCGAGCGCGACAGGCGCGCUGCGACUGCGCGACGAGCGCGGCGGCGCGGGCCCGCUGCGGCGGUACCGCGGCGAGGGGGUGACGCUGUCGCUGCCAGAGGGCAAAACGCUGCGCGACGUGGCGUGGUUCGCCGUCUGGUGCGACGAGUACUCCAUCAACUUCGGCUCGGUGGAGAUCCCUCGCAAUCUGGAGUACCCCAAGCCGGCCAAGGUGGGGGCGCUGCGCGGGGUGCACGGGGUCUCCUCGGACCCCAUCGUGGUGGUGGACGCGCAGACACUGCUGGUGCCCAACUUCUCCUAUGAUGGAGAGGCUCCCGACGCCAAGUUCUGGGUGGGACGCGGGGACAAACCGUCACCGCAGGGAAUCCGCAUCCCCGACGAGAACGGCAAGGAGGCGCCGCUGCGCAAGUACGACCGCAAGACCGUCGUGCUCACUCUGCCCGGGGAGCUGACAGUGUUCGACAUCGGACACUUCGCGGUGUGGUGCGAGGCGUUCACCGUCAACUUCGGGCACGUGCCGCUGCCGCGCGCCGCGCUCGCCAACGUGCCGCCCAGCCUCAAGAUGCUCGGCGUCUCUCCGCAGAGCCGCAACAAGGCGCUGGCGGGCGAGCACGCGCCACCCCCCCGCUCCCGCGCCUCGCCCCGCAAGCCCCUCGCGCGCCUCGACGCCACCACCUACCGGCCGCACCUGCGCCCCGGCCCCCCCGCCGCGCAGGAGCAGGCGGCGCCGCACGCGCAGCAGCGCCGCGCCGACACCUACUCCCCGCCGCGCGAACAGCUCACCGGCGCCCCUUCCAAACAUGACCCUCCGUCCCGAGACCGACUCCCGCAGAGCGAGGACUACAGGGAACCUAUCCGAGAUGAUGACCAAGACAAUAGCCGACAAGUAGAACGACAACGUUAUGAGCAACAACAGCAGGAGAUCCAGCUGCAGAACUUUCGACGAACCCAAGAGAGUGUUCAACCAGUGAAUGAGCCCAACUAUCCACAACCGCAGUCAAGUCAACUCGAAAAGCAUAAUGAGCAACAUCAACCGUUAGAGCAACAGCGUUACAUUGAUCAGGCGCUUCAAAGUGAUAACCAACAGAAUCACAGCCAAAAUGAGCAAAAUCAAAAACUGGAACAACAACUUUACAAUCAACAAAUUUUAGCUCAACCAGAACAAGAGACAGUUUAUGAUCAAAAUCAACAAUUGGAGCAACAAUUAGAUUAUAUAAAUCAACACAUUCAAGCGCAUAUCCAGAGGAACCCUAAAGUAUAUUUGAACAAUCCUCAAAUUCAACAGAACAGUCAAUAUCAGUCGGAUCCGCAGAACCAGUUCCUGCGGACCGAUCAGGCGCUCUCGACGCAAGAUUUGCUGUAUCAGCAACAGCUGUUCGAGCAGCAGCGUCGCGCCUUAGAGCUGGAACUGCAGCGUUAUCGGGCUCAGCCGCAGCCGCAACCGCUGCAGUACCGUCUCCUGCCCUAUCAGUACGACCAGGUCGAGAAUCGGAGGACUCUCCGAAGGGUUGACCUUGACCUAGUUGAGAGUUCGGGGUCGAACUGAGCCGGUCGAUGAACGGUUGGGCAAGGCGCCGCGGUCGCCGACGUUGUGCAACCACCCAUCCUUUCAUCUCCACUCGAGACUGUGGUCGAACAAUAAUUUAGUUUCGACAUGUGUCGUUGGCCAAUCGAAAUAAACAAACUUAACCGGUGAAGCGUGCCCUUCUAAUACUCUAUAAUAUCUGCUCCUCUCACCGGACCUUGACGCGUCUGCACUUGAGGCCUGCCCAGAACAGCUUUUCGAAUCUUCCCAUGUUACGAGUGCUUUGCAUAUAUUUGCAUUUUAGAUGCGAGAACACUCGAACUGUUUCGAUGUUUGUGCAAUAUAUUGUUUACCUUCAAAUAUUUAUCGAUGCGUUGUUUUGUUUUUAAAAAAUGUGUAGAUUGAAGGUCCAGGUGAACAAAAUUUAAAGUUACUACAAGUAUAAAUAUAGACGACUUAAAGAGAUAGGCAAAAAUCUACUUAUUUUUCCAUAAAAUGCAGCGUUCUGUUUUUUGUGUGCCGAGAUUCCUUUUGUGAGUCGCGAUCUUUUGCCUUAAAUAUUAUCUUCAGCCGACAUUCUUAGUCUUUUUUCGAGAGACUGUUUUAUAACGAGCCAGUUUCAUUUUCAUUUUAAUAGAAUAAGUUUUCUACGAAUAUAAUUUCUUAUCUUUAAUAACAAUUUGUGAUAUUUUUAUACCACUUCUUCAUAAUAUAUAAUUUUAUUCAAUCGAUAAUGGUAAGAAAGAAAAACGUAUGUUUCUGUUACCGGUCAGUUCAUAAUUUUUCUCAUUAUUUUAUUAGUCGUAUGUUUUAUAUAAUAAUGAAUCUUUGAGUCGCGUUACGUUUAUAAUUAUAUCUAUUUAUAGUUCAUGUGCAAUAUCGUAUACUUUAGUAAAAUUACUCAUUUGGUCUGUGAUGUCCUCGCUGCUACAAACUCUAUUUUUGUUUUUAGCAUUAGUGUCGUGAAUAUAUAAUUAAGUUUUGCACAAAUUCGUACAAUUUUAGCAGCUGUGAUAAACGUUUUAGUGGUACUUAGAGCAAUAUUAAUUGCAUAUAUAUGUUCAAUUUUAUAUAUUUACUAUAUAAAUAUAAACAUUUGUGUAUGUAAUGGCCAGUAAAGAGCUUUAGGUAUAACUGUAACCACUAAGAUAAUGUAAAUGUUAUUUACUUGUACGGUGUUGAUAUGAUAUAUUACAUGUUAUCUUCCGCUGUCAGUUUCUUAAGUUUCUCGUUUUAUUGUAUAGUUAAUAUUUUAUACUUUUAUAUACAUAAACCAUUUACUGUCGUAAGCUAUUCAAAUACUCAUACAGUAAUAAAGCUUGCCAAAUAUAUCGACUUUAA